AUGGCGGACCGUGUCCGAGCCAAGCUCCUGCGCAAGCCCGACGCCAAGCCUACGACGAGGCCAGUGCAACCAACACGCCAGAAGGUCAAGCUCGUGGUCGAGCCCUCCAAGACGCCUACCGCAGGAAAAGCACGGACGCGGCUGCUCAUCAACACGAUCGGACGUGGUGUCGACGCAGCGAGCUUGCAGCGCGCCUUGACGGCGACGACCAAGCGGGUCCAGUCGCGCGAACUCGGUCGACGAAAAAAGUAG
This is a messenger RNA of Saprolegnia parasitica CBS 223.65, 252 nucleotides long. RefSeq lists its product as hypothetical. Bases 1 to 252 code for a protein of 83 amino acids. The record is from RefSeq and is a predicted model, not a curated record. Lineage: Eukaryota; Oomycota; Saprolegniomycetes; Saprolegniales; Saprolegniaceae. The transcript is spliced from 2 exons.